Messenger RNA from Polypterus senegalus (gray bichir), 1368 nucleotides. Its product is annotated as presenilins-associated rhomboid-like protein, mitochondrial. NCBI's taxonomy places the organism in Eukaryota, Metazoa, Chordata, Cladistia, Polypteriformes, Polypteridae. Gene Ontology annotation, cellular component: membrane. Gene Ontology annotation, molecular function: serine-type endopeptidase activity. The record is from RefSeq and is a predicted model, not a curated record. The transcript is spliced from 10 exons. The coding region runs from base 20 to 1180 and encodes 386 amino acids.
GACCUAGGAGGCAGGGGUCAUGCAGUAUCACACAGCUCAAUGCAACAUGGCGUGGCGUAACUGUGUUCAGUGCUGGAGACAGUCGACUUUCAGAGAUAACAGUUCAUUAGGCGUACGCUUUCUUAGAGAAUGCAGAUUCAACUUUUUUACAGAGCAGAGAUGUGGUUUCCGCAAAGCACCAAAGAGGAGCGAACAACGGCGUGUAGAAGCAGAGGAAGUGGGACAGAAGGAAGUAAAUCCCAGUGAGUCACCUGCAAACAGGAAGAGCUUAAUACCCCCCGUGGAACCUCCUCCAUCUAAUGCUCCCCACAGAACAUUUAGGGUCCUUAUAAAACCAUUCGUAUUCACAGUUGGGUUUACAGGAUGUGCAUUUGGAACAGCAUCUAUCUGGCAGUAUGAGACCUUGAAAUCUCGAGUGCAGAGCUACUUUGAUGAGGCCAGAGCUGACUGGUUUGAGAAGCUAAGACCUCAGAAAGAAGGAGGCUUCCGGAAGCAGGUGAACCGAUGGUGGAACAGCUUGAGUGAAGGACAAAGAACAGUUUCAGGAAUCAUUGCUGCCAACGUGCUAGUCUUCUGCUUGUGGAGGGUGCCGUCACUUCAGAGGAGCAUGAUGAAAUACUUCACUUCUAAUCCUGCUUCUAAGGCUUUAUGUCUUCCUAUGAUCUUCUCCACCUUCAGCCAUUUCUCCCUUACUCACAUGGCAGCAAACAUGUAUGUAUUGUGGAGUUUCUCCUCUUCUAUUGUGUCUCUGCUGGGACAGGAACAAUUUAUGGCUGUGUAUCUGUCAGCAGGAGUUAUAUCUACGUUUGUGAGUUAUUUGUGUAAAACUGCUACUGGAAGAUUUGGCCCUUCCCUUGGAGCAUCAGGUGCUAUUAUGACCAUUUUGGCUGCAGUCUGCACAAAGAUGCCAGAAGCAAAAUUGGCUAUCAUCUUUCUUCCUAUGUUCACAUUCUCUGCUGGAAGUGCAGUAAAGGCAAUUAUCGCUUUGGAUUCAGUUGGAUUGUUUCUAGGGUGGAGGUUUUUUGACCAUGCUGCACAUCUGGGUGGAGCUUUGUUUGGCAUUUGGUACAUCCACUAUGGACAUGAGUUAAUCUGGAAGAGGAGAGAGCCCUUUGUCAAGAUCUGGCAUAAUAUGAGGACUGGAGGCCCCAGAGGCGGUGGAGGUAAUGGUUCUUUGUAGCAAAGCCACUGCUUACUGCAUAUCACUGCAAAACUGACUGUUGUGCAAAUGCGGAAAAGCUAUGGCCUGGAAGAAGAUUGUUUUAAUGAACUGAGGACUAACAGACAUUGGACUAUCUUAUUAUAAUGUACAAAAUUGUGCAACUUUUUUUGUAUGUAAAUUAAAGCAAAUUAAAUUGAUACAACUUA